AUGACCUACAUUGAGGUAAGCAAACUGUUAGUACAAUAUUUUUCGCAAAAGAGCAAUGUGGCUAGAGUGCGUGCUGCUACGAUUAUUUUUUACACCUUCGAAACACUGGUGAAUUAUUUUCAUUUAUACAAUCUUGUUACAAACGACGAAUGGAGUCAUUCUCAGAUACACGUGGCUUUUUCCUGUUCUCUGUGGUUGAUUUUGCUGAAGGUGGAGCUAUUUACUAUCGCCACAGUUUGUUCUUCGAUUCAAGCAACGGGAAAUUCGAUAGGAACCAUUCUUCAUAGAAUUUGGAUUCGAUACCAUCCAACCCAGUUAAAAAAUGAGAUUCAGAUGUUCUCUCUACAGUUACUCCAAAGACCACUCCGCAUAUCUGCUUUCGGAUUUUUUUCACUGGAUUAUUCUUACCUGUACAAGAUAUUCAGCGCUGUGGUGGCCUACUUUGUAAUCAUGGUGCAACUAGAUACUUCUAAAGCGCGCUCUAUUUCCACCCCCAAUAGCACCGAGUGGAAUGGAACGGACAUGAAUUAG
Molecule: messenger RNA, 531 nt
Organism: Neodiprion fabricii
Lineage: Eukaryota; Metazoa; Arthropoda; Insecta; Hymenoptera; Diprionidae
Product: gustatory receptor 68a-like
Exons: 5
Coding region: 1-531 (176 amino acids)
Biological process (GO): sensory perception of taste
Cellular component (GO): membrane; axon; neuronal cell body
Source: RefSeq, a predicted model, not a curated record